AUGACGUUCUUGCCUAGCUUGAUCUUUGUAGCUAUGGAAGCUGGAAUGCAGAUGCAAAUCCCGUUGUUUAAUGGAGACGACCAUGAGAUCUGGAGUACAAAGAUGAGGACGCUUUUGAUGGCUCGUGACCUUUGGGAUGUUGUAGCAAUUGGAGUCUCGGAAGAAAACACGCACCAAGAAUCUGAUAAGAAGAGACAGAAAGAUGUGAGAAUCAAGGAUAUGACGGCUCUUCAUAUGCUGCAAACGUCAGUUACAGAGUCUAUCUUUUACCGGAUAGGAAGAGCUACAUCGUCAAAGCAAGCAUGGGAGAUUCUCAAGGCAGAUUAUGGAGAGACCGAGGCGAUGCAGCUUAGGAAAAGUGGGCUUCUUGUGCGUGAGUAUUUUGACAUGAAGAUGAAGAACGAAGAAAGCUUUCAUGAGUUCAGUGAGAGAUUCAUGAAGGUUGUGAACCGGUCAAAGUUCUAUGGAAGCGUAGUUCCUGAUCAAACGAUCAUCGAUAAGAUUCGACGCAGUUUGACUCCAUGGUUUUGUCAGACUGUAUUCAGUCGUCUUAGUGUAGAAGAAAAUUAUACACUCAAAGAGUUUGUGUACACCUUGCGAGAAAUUGAACGUGAACAAGCUUUGCGCAUCCCGAUGGAAAACAUCGGAAUGCUGCUCAAACAACAAGAGAGGGAGGCGAUAGAGAGCUUUUUCUACCAAUGA
Molecule: messenger RNA, 702 nt
Organism: Microthlaspi erraticum
Lineage: Eukaryota; Viridiplantae; Streptophyta; Magnoliopsida; Brassicales; Brassicaceae
Source: the annotation of a GenBank genome assembly